CCAGCCGCCGCAGAUGAUGACUCUCAGUUCUCGGACACCAAAUCAGAAACCUCCCCUACACCUUUUACUCGCUUUACCCACCUGAGAGUGAGAGAGAGAAAGAGAGAGUGAGAGAGAGAGCGAGAGAGAGACUUCCCACUUGUUAUUAAAUUCUUUCUGUCCCGCCGUUGACUCUCGUCCACCAAAUUCACUGGACUGGACUUCACUCCUCUCGUGGACUAUGCCCCCUUCCUUUCAGUGAGCUCGAGUUCCUUUGAGCUCGAGCUGAUCUGACAGCGUAGUUGGUUCACGCUGAAGAUGCAAACUUCAACCGCCUCACCCGAAAGCAACACAUCAUCACCUUCCAGCAUCACCAAAUCCAAAGAGCAAAUCCUCAUCCAGAGUUCUGGUGCUAUGAUCGCUGUCAUCGUUAUUGGUAUUAUUAUCAUCCUCACUAUUCUUCUCUUCAUCCUAAAGACGUACAACAAGCGAACCCACGCAUCCCGACUUCUGGGGUCCAGCGGGGCCUCCAAAUCUAAUAAGAAGACACCCCAGUCUACGGUUCCAAUCAUGCCCAUGGUCACCGUUGGAGUCAGCUCGUCGAACCUCGGCUCAUCGCCAUCGCCGAGAGCAGAACCGAACUCCGUGCAUCGCAUAGAAGAGUUGGGCACGGCCAGCGGAUCCACGGCGGUUACCGUCCAUGACACGGCAGGAAACACGUAGCAUCUGCUCAAAAGAUUGACUGACGCGCCUGUCUUUAUAGACUGAAUCCUGUGGAAACAUGACUUUAUUGUUAUGGUUAAUCCGAGACUAAAUGUGAACAAAAAGACACCACAAAAGGGCUUCAGGAAGGAUGUGAAGUGAGGCUGCUUUUUGUAUCAAUAGUCAGUGUUUGCACUACCAGUCCUUGGUUGGUCUUAAUUGAGCACAUUUGUUCAGUACAGUUGAGUAUCACAUUUAGAAGACACACAACCACUAUGAAAUAAAAAAGGAUUACUCAUUCCUGGUUGCCAGUAUGACACGUUUUUAGCUCAGAUUUAUACUUUAUUUCUAGAACACACAAACAUUUUCUUGGUUUCUUUGUAAAACAAAGCGAUGCCAACCAGUUUUGCACUUUACUUUUCAUUGCUCUUCAUAUUUGUAUCAUUUUAAAAAGUCUUUAGAUCGUACUGGAAUUGAAUAAAACUGGAUUUUCAGGCAUUCAA
This is a messenger RNA of Hippocampus zosterae (dwarf seahorse), 1184 nucleotides long. RefSeq names its product non-compact myelin associated protein (gene ncmap). The record is from RefSeq and is a predicted model, not a curated record. NCBI's taxonomy places the organism in Eukaryota, Metazoa, Chordata, Actinopteri, Syngnathiformes, Syngnathidae. The coding region runs from base 298 to 702 and encodes 134 amino acids. Gene Ontology annotation, molecular function: structural constituent of myelin sheath. The transcript has 4 exons. Gene Ontology annotation, biological process: regulation of myelination. Gene Ontology annotation, cellular component: Schmidt-Lanterman incisure; paranode region of axon; plasma membrane.